GGACUUCAUUUCUUGUAAAGUGGUCUUAUGCUUUGCUUACUUCCAAACAAUGAAGGGCUGGGUCAUCAACAAUAGGGGAUAAAGGGUAUUUUCAUGAUUGGUGACCUGCAAUUUUGGAGUUAGCCUGUGAAGAAAAUCAAUGAUACUUCAAGGAUGCCAUGUGAGGAAAACAAUAAGAAAACAAAAGGAAGGGCAUGAGAGUUUAGACUAUGAUCUGAAAUGAAGGGACGAGGUCAAAAUUUCACGUCAUUCACAAAUUUAUUUGCAUUGCUCAGCAUAACUUCCAAUAAUGCCUGUAUACAGUCAUACUUUUCUUUUGCUCAUUAAGUCACACAAGUUCUCUACCUCAACACAUGGUGGAAAACUGACCAAGAGAGCGUGCAUUGGCCUUCUCAAAGCUUGCAAAUCAAUGUUCCACCUCAAGCAAAUCCAGGCUCAGAUGUUUCUUGCGGGUCUACAUGAAGACUUGGACACCCUCGGCAAACUUAUGGUCAUCUGUACUGACUCAUCUGUUGGGGACUUACACUAUGCAUGUAGAACCUUUAACUACCUUCAUAAGCCAUCCUUGUUUAUAUACAAUCUUAUGACCAAAGCCUUUGUGGAAAAGAGUAGUUUCAGAGAAGCCAUUUCCUUAUUUAGUCAACUGAGAAAAGAUGGUUUAUGGCCAGAUAAUUAUACAUAUCCAUUUGUCCUUAAGGCUAUUGGUUGUAUUGGACAGUUUAAUGAAGCUGUGAAGGUUCAUGGCUUCAUAGUGAAGACCGGGCUUGAGCUUGAUACUUAUGUUUGUAACUCACUAAUGAGAAUGUAUGCAGAAUUGGGUAAAGUAGAUAGUUUUGAAAAGUUAUUUGAAAAUAUGUCAGAGAAAGAUAAGGUUUCUUGGAAUAUCAUGAUUACAAGUUAUGUAAAGUGUAGGAGAUUCAAAGAUGCCAUUACUAUUUUUCAGCGGAUGCUAGAAGAAAGCAAUGAGAAGCCUGAUGAAGCUACGGUGGUAAGCACUCUUUCAGCCUGUACAGCAUUAAAAGAUUUGGAUCUUGGUAAGGAAAUUCACAGUUAUGUCUUGAGUGAAUUCCUUUUAACAACUAUAGUGGGCAAUGCAUUAGUGGACAUGUACUGCAAGUGUGGCUGCGUAAGUAUAGCUCAGGAAAUUUUUGAUGAGGUGCCUAUGAAAAAUGUGAUUUGUUGGACAAGUAUGAUAAAUGGGUAUGUGACUUGUGGUCAGCUGGAUGAAGCUCGAGAUUUGUUUGAGAAAAGUCCAACGAGGGAUAUUGUUCUUUGGACAACUAUGAUUAAUGGCUAUGUGCAAUUCAAUUGCUUUGAUGAGGCAGUUGCAUUAUUUCAAGAGAUGCAAAUGAGAAGAAUCAAACCAGAUAAAUUUAUUGUUGUUACUCUCCUUACAGGUUGUGCUCAGUUGGGAGCCCUGGAGCAAGGGAAAUGGAUUCAUGGUUACAUAGACGGGAACAAAGUGACAUUGGAUGCCGUGGUUGGUACUGCCCUUAUUGAAAUGUAUGCAAAAUGUGGUUGCAUAGAGAAAUCUUUGGAGAUUUUCUAUAGGUUAAGGGAAAGAGAUACAGCCACAUGGACUUCUAUUGUCUGUGGUCUUGCAUUGAAUGGUAAGACAAGCAAAGCCCUUGAGCUCUUUCAAGAAAUGAAAAAAUUUGGGGCUAGACCUGAUGACAUCACCUUUAUUGGUGUUCUAAGUGCUUGCAGUCAUGGGGGAUUGGUAGAAGAAGGGCAUAAGAUCUUUUAUUCCAUGAAGAGAACAUAUCAAAUUGAGCCCAAGGUGCAACACUAUGGGUGUUUCAUUGAUCUUCUUGGUCGAGCUGGACUGCUACAUGAAGCAGAAGAGUUAAUUAAGAAGUUGCCAGAUCAAAAAAAUGAGAUGAUAAUUCCACUUUAUGGAUCUCUGCUGAGUGCCUGCAGAUUUUAUGGCAAUAUUGAAAUGGGCGAAAGGAUUGCUCAACGACUGGGAAAUAUUGAAUAUAGUGAUUCCAGUUUGCAUACGCUUUUGGCUAACAUUUAUGCUUCUGCUGACAGAUGGGAAGAUGUGAGCAAGGUCAGAAACAAGAUGAAAGACUUGGGAAUCAAGAAAUUUCCUGGAUGUAGUGCUAUUGAGGUGAAUGGCAUUCUCCAUGAGUUUCUUGUUGGCAACCCAUCUCACCCUGAAAUAGGUCACCCUGAAAUAAGAGACACAUAUUCCAUGCUGGAUGCAAUAACUAAACCCUUGUUUGGUUCAGAAGUAAAUGAGAUGGAAACAGAAAUUUUAUGUCUAAUGAAUUCUUAA
Neltuma alba is the source of this 2281-nucleotide messenger RNA. Its product is annotated as pentatricopeptide repeat-containing protein At1g31430-like. Lineage: Eukaryota; Viridiplantae; Streptophyta; Magnoliopsida; Fabales; Fabaceae. The record is from RefSeq and is a predicted model, not a curated record. Gene Ontology annotation, biological process: RNA modification. Gene Ontology annotation, molecular function: protein binding; RNA binding. The transcript is spliced from 2 exons. The coding region runs from base 290 to 2281 and encodes 663 amino acids.